AUGCCUUCACUGAAGGAGAUGUAUUCGCCUGUUAAUGACCUAUCACCCAAGGGAGAGGAGCUUGAUACGCUAAAGAUGAUCUAUGGCGAUCAAAUUAGAAUCUUCAGCGACAAGUCCGGUGGUGAGAUUGGCAUACCACUAGAUUUAGAGCGUCCCAUCAAGGUGACUUUACUACAUCACAAUGAAGACCAUGUCAUCAAAACAAAGCAUGUGAAACAUUUGCCUUGUUUGAAACUUAGAUUUGUCUUGCCAGCUAAUUAUCCCUACAAAGAACCGCCAUCACUUCAACUCGAAUGCAAGUUGGUGAUUCCAGGCAGGCUACGAGAAAUGUGUGAGAAGCUACAUAGACAGUGGGAGUUGACUCAGGACCAGGUCCUUUUUACAAUAAUAGACAUGCUUCAACAAAUGAUGAACGAUGAAUUCGAUCUGCUCAUCGGGUCAGCAAUAAAUUGUGGCCUGGAUGCCUCACUCUACGAAGAACUAGUCGAAUACGACAAUGAAUGCACACAAAAGGAGUUCGACAGCACGACUUUCACUUGCGAGAUAUGUCAAACGAGCCUGAAAGGCAGUAGGUGCCUGAAAUUCACCCCUUGUGGUCACACCUUUUGCAACCGAUGCUUGAGAGACUUUUUUCUUGCACUUAUCAGAGAUGGAGACGUUGAGAAAGUACACUGUCCAGAUAUCAACUGUACCAAUGAGUUUUUGAAGAUUAGAGAGAAAUAUAUGAGACUCGACACUUUGUCUGAUCCUAACUUCGAUUUCAAUGAUUUUCGCAAUAAGCUUAUAACGCCUUUUAUCAAAUUAACGCUUCUUCAAAAGAUUUUGGGUUUUGAUGAUGAAGGGAAAGAGUUAUAUAGGCGCUUCAUCACUUUAUACCAAGAUCACCAGCAUGCUUUCAUAGCAAAACUAUUUCCCACGAGACUAGUGUCUUGCCCUCGAAGCAAGUGCCCGGCGAUGAUAUUUCGUGAAGAUAUGAUAAGUAGGCUUGUCAUUUGUCGUGUAUGCGAUUAUGCCUUCUGCAACACUUGCCGGAAGUCUUACCACAGUGAUAGUAUAGACUGUUCCAGACGCAAUGAUACCAAGCAGUACCAAGGGGUUCCUAUCGAAGAUUUAGAGAUAUGGCUCGAGUCAGAACCCAAGUCGAAGAAAAGGAACGACCUUCGCUACAGGUAUGGUUUUGAUCUUAUGUCAAGAGUAUCUCAAGAGUAUAAGAUGGACAAACUUUUCAAUGAAAUGCUAGCCGAUGAGAGCCAAGGCUUCAAAAAGUGUCCUACGUGUGAUUUGAUUAUUCAAAGAUCCGACGGUUGCAACAAGAUGCGUUGCUCUUCAUGCUUUACUUUCUUCUGUAAUGUAUGUGGUAUCUACCUUGAUCACGAUCAUCCUUACGAUCAUUUUAAAGAACCCACAAGCCCUUGUUAUGGCAAAUUAUUUGAAGGUAUGCCUGGCAUGGAGGACAUAUAA
Candidozyma auris is the source of this 1461-nucleotide messenger RNA. RefSeq names its product RBR-type E3 ubiquitin transferase. Gene Ontology annotation, molecular function: ubiquitin protein ligase activity; ubiquitin conjugating enzyme binding; zinc ion binding. The transcript has a single exon. The record is from RefSeq and is a predicted model, not a curated record. Gene Ontology annotation, cellular component: cytoplasm; ubiquitin ligase complex. Gene Ontology annotation, biological process: protein polyubiquitination; ubiquitin-dependent protein catabolic process; positive regulation of proteasomal ubiquitin-dependent protein catabolic process. Bases 1 to 1461 code for a protein of 486 amino acids. NCBI's taxonomy places the organism in Eukaryota, Fungi, Ascomycota, Pichiomycetes, Serinales, Metschnikowiaceae.